Olea europaea var. sylvestris is the source of this 552-nucleotide messenger RNA. Its product is annotated as RING-H2 finger protein ATL39-like. The transcript has 2 exons. Bases 1 to 552 code for a protein of 183 amino acids. The record is from RefSeq and is a predicted model, not a curated record. NCBI's taxonomy places the organism in Eukaryota, Viridiplantae, Streptophyta, Magnoliopsida, Lamiales, Oleaceae.
AUGGGUGAUAGAAGGCUAAAAGAACAGUUGAAAAUAUUGUACCAUAAUAAUAAGAGACUCACACACAGUAUAUAUAAAUACCACUUGGCAUUGCAAAUUUCAGUCUGCUUAAUCCUCUGUCUCUCUUCUCCACCGUCUUCCAUAAUCAUGACUGAUAUUUUGUACCUUUUACUAUUUGUUUUUGCCUCGACUGUGAUGUUUUUGUUGAUUCAAUGUAUGCUGACAAAAAGGCGGGAAAGAUAUGCAGAAUCGGAACAACAUAUGCUGCCAGUCGUAAACCGUCAACCACCACCACCACCACCACCAUCACCAACUUCAACUGGAUCCCAGAUGAUGGAAGGGAAGAAGGAUGAAAUAGUCACCAAUAUUUACAUCGAACAAGAAGGUGCAGAUCGUGAAUGCUCUAUCUGUCUAUCUGAAUUCAAGGACCAGGAAUUGUUCAGGCAUCAUCCAGCAUGCAACCAUGGAUUUCACUUCGAAUGCAUCAAAACAUGGUUGGAUAUCAGUCAAACCUGCCCAUUGUGCCGCCGGAAUACUGUCAUUGAACCAUGA